Molecule: messenger RNA, 467 nt
Organism: Plodia interpunctella (Indianmeal moth)
Lineage: Eukaryota; Metazoa; Arthropoda; Insecta; Lepidoptera; Pyralidae
Exons: 3
Coding region: 99-461 (120 amino acids)
Source: RefSeq, a predicted model, not a curated record
GUCAUGUCAUCUGUCUGUUGUCAUUUUCAUUCUAUUUUCUUUGAUCAUUGUUUUCGUUUUCAUUCCUCAUAUAUUUUUUUAUUCAUGUUUAAACAGAAAUGCAAGACGAAAGCACUGAUAUAACAUUUAGAACAUGGAAUCGAAAUGUAGAUUCCAUAAACAAAAUUGGUUAUAUGGAUGGUAGCUCUGAUGGACAAAAGGCUUCAUUCCAACCUAGUUUCGACUCUGGUUAUGCUCAAGGUUUAAAUAUUGGAAUAAAAUUGGGAUUUCUCAGAGCCAUGUCAAGUGUCCGGAAUGAGCAUAAUACUGAUAACAUACACCUAGGUGAUCAAAGGCAAAUAAAUUGCCACAUUUGCAUUGAUGGUUCCAUUAUACAACAAAAUGUUGGUAAUUUAUAUAACUUGCAGAAAGAGAAGAAUGAUGAAAUGGAAAAAAACAUAAAUAAAAUAUUAAAAACGUAAUAUGUA